GAGGAGGAGAACCAAACAGCACAAACACCACAACUUUCUUGAUGGCGUCAACUCUUACUAUCGUGCUUCUUCUGAGUGCUGUAACGCACGGCGCUGUUAUAACAGUUGGCCCUACUUCUGUUACUGUUCCUAUUUAUGAGACAGCAAGUUUUACUUGUGAAGGAACUGGCAAUGAACUAACUUGGCUAGUAGGGAGUGAUUCACUGACAGAGUCUGUUGCUCAACAAAGAAGCAUCACAUUUACUGAUCCUGGAGGUCCUGGUAACUUAUCAUCAGUACUUACUAUCACUGGGUUACCUGUUAAUGAUGGGAUUGGAAUUGGUUGUCACAUAGUGUCAUAUCCACCUUUACAACAAGUGUUCUCUAACACUGGUGCUACACUAACAAUAAGAGGAAUAUCACCAGUUGAAGACAUACAAUGGUCUAAUGAUGAUCAGUCCUUGUCAUGGUCUCCUCCUUCUUUCUAUUCUGAUGAUAUAUUUUCAGGAGGCAUUGCUGCUGCUACUACAUAUAAUGUAUCAGUAAAUGGUAUCAGUUAUAUCAACACUACUGGUACUAGUGUAUGGUUGAAUACUACUGGAUUACCUUGUACUAAUUUCAUUGUCAGUAUUAUUGCAUCUAUUGGACAAUAUGUAUCACAAGAAGAAAGAAAUUGCAGCAGCACAGCAAAUUAUACAAUUAACAAUACAAAUCUUACAAAGACUUUCGACUACUCAAGUCAAAAACUUGUUGUUACUCUUACAAGCUUGAUACACAGUACACUAUCUUGUGAUUUUACAAUUCUUGGUAAACUUGAUCCUCCAAAUGACACGUUAACAGAAAACAACCGGGUAACUGAAGUAGAUGAACAGGAUAAGUUAUUUUCAUAUGAAGUGACUGGAUUGGAACCAUGCAAAAACUAUACUGCUGUUAUCAAUCCGAAUUUUGUGAUCAAUGAAAAUGAUGCCAGAGUUAAUUUUUCUACAUACAAUGCACAAGAUGUGCUAGUAUCUACUGAAGGGAAUGGAUCAGUUAGUGUACAGUGUGUGUUUGUAUCAGGAUCAACUGCUGAUGGAUGUCAUGUGAUAUUUAAUGAUACUAGUAAUGGAUAUAAUAACUCAUUUAAUAUAACUGGACCAGGCAAUACAAUAAUAUAUCUAUCAACCAGUGGAAUAUAUGAUGUAACAGCACAUGACAUUAUUUAUGAUGGAAGUAUUGCUCCAUGGACCUGUGUACAACCUAAACAAGUUUAUGUGACUGUUGCUUCUUCUACUACUACUUCUUCUAUCAGUGGCAGCACAAUUCCUAUAAUGCAUUCUACUGUAAAUAGUGAUUCUACUAUGCCUAUCUCACCAUCUCCAGCUCACACUGUUGAGGAAACUGGUGGUUCAGAAACUGAUGAUAACUCAAUGCUUUAUGCCAUUUCUGGAGCAAUUGGUGCUGGUUUAUGUAUAAUGGCAGUAAUAGUUAUAGUAGCAGUAUUGUUAAUGUGUAAGCGUCGAGUUAUGAAGGAAAAACUAAUCUUUAAUUCAGAAAUUGCUGCCUGUCAUCAACCACAAGCAGAGAUGAGUCAUUAUGAGAUACAUGAUCCUAUUGGACUAGUUGCUAUUGAUGUGUCAACUGAUGGUGUAAUAUCUUCAGGUCCAACAAGUGUAUCAGUACAAGGGAAUAUAGUGGAUCCUUAUCAUGUUUCUUCAGAUGUAAUAAUAGCUAUAAGAAAUGGACAAUCUGUUUCACACAAUAAUUCUCAUGUCACUACUACAUCUCCACCAGAGGAACAAACAUCUCCUGUUACUAUCAGUAGCAACACUGCUGCUUAUGCUGUUAUUGGUAGGAGGACUGAUACUGCUGAUGUACCACCACCUACUGUCCAACAUGUUGAAUAUAAUAAUGUUGCUGGAGAUAUUAACAAGAGAGGUGUGGUUAAUGCUUACAAGAUUAAGAGCCAGUCUAAUGACAUUCAUAAUGAUCCUAAUGCCAACAACACUGUUCCUGGAGAUUUCAACCCAACUACUGUAAACAAGAAUGAGAAUGAAGAUAGCCCCCCUCCUUAUGAUGAUUUGGACACCAUUACUGAUCCUAUCAUGAUUGAACCCAGUACUGAGUCUAGUACUGUAUCACCUCAGGCUUCACCAAAUUAUUGUUUUUAUUCUGAAGCUGAAGAAAUAUCACAAAUGAAUGAAGCUUCUACUCUUUGUGUUACACCACCAGUUGAACAACCAAAAGAUGGAGAUGAUGACUCAUCAAGUCGUUGCAUUUCCAUUGAUGAUAAUAACAAGUCUACUCCUCUUCCUGUUUGGACGCUCUUUAAUCAACUACGUGGAGAUUAUGAUGUUACUGCUACUUCAACACAAGAAGAGACUCUUGUUUAUCAUGAUUUAUGUGAUGAAGAUAAACUUGAAAAGUCAUCAGGAAUCUACAACGAUGAUAAAGAACCUGGUCAUUCUGGUGUGAUGGUAGUUUCUCAUUUUACAGUGCAGUACCUUUCAAGAGGAGAGGAAGAAUUAAAUGUUGAGUCAUAUUUACUAUUAACUGUUCAUGAUCACUCAUCCAGUUGUUGGUUUGAAUAUCCCAUUCAUACAAAUAAUGAAUCUACUCCUCUUCCUACCAGCACAUUUUUUGUUCAUCAACCAUACGGAGAUAACAAUUUUGUUGUUGCUACUCAAGAUGAAGAAGAACCUCUUCUUUAUCAUGAUUUAUUUGAUGAUUUGGUUACAACGCUUCUUGAAAACCUUGAUGAUGAAGAGUCCAGUCAUUCUAGUGUGAUGAUAGUUUCUAAAAUAAAUGUUGAAAACCUUGAUGAUGAAAAAGAAUUUGGUCAAUCUGAUGUGAUGGUAGUUUCUCGUUAUAUAUUUGAGUGCUUUUUAAAAGGAGAGGAAAAAGAAAAUAUUGACGUGCAGUCACGUAGUGAAAAAGAGAAUGAGGAAUUAAAGAAAGAUGACAACAUUGAUGAGAUUUAUUAUACUACUGAAGCUCAAAAAGGAAAUGGUCAUGUGGUUCUACCAAUGGAGGUCCCUCCAUCAACUGCCGAUUUACAUAUGUCUGAGAUUUUAUCAAAAAUGAUCAGACAUUUGAAAGAAGAGAUUGAAAAAGCACGUAGAGAAGCAAGCAUGAGAAUACUGAUUUUUGGACGUUCUGGAGUUGGUAAAAGUUCACUAUGUCAUGCUUUGAUUGAUGAAAUGAAGUUUGAAAGUGAAGCAUUUGUACAUCCAAAUAUAAUAUUGUUUAUUGGGUCUUGUGAAAUUGAUAAAGCUAUAUUUGCAUCAAGAAUGUUUCUCAAUUUUAUUCCAAAAAAAGAACCACCCCGAAAUUGGACAUUUUACAGCUCUCCAGCUAUUCCUACUUUGAAUGAAAAAUCAAAACUAAAAAUGAGAGUAUUGGAUGCCAUCACUGAAAUUGAGAAAAUUUUUACAAAGAAGACGCAGAUGUACAUGAAAGCAUUAAAUGACACAACAUUGCGAUAUAUUACAAGAAACAAAAAAGCUCUUUCUGAAUGGACAAAAUGGGAUUACAACAUUCCAUGGAAUUUAAAAAUCUGGAGUUAUCAACGAAGUAUGAAUGCUACUGAUGUAGGUGCAUAUGUACCCCCCAUUGGAUGUGAAGAGAUGCAGACUUGUGAUGGUUGCUAUUGUUAUGAAAAAAAAACAAAACAGGAAACAUAUUUUCAAGGGUGGAAUUGGAAGACUGCCUCAAUUACAAAGUUGCAAGAAUUAAUAUCCAAUUUUGGAAUUUUGCUGUACUAA
Molecule: messenger RNA, 3722 nt
Organism: Amphimedon queenslandica
Lineage: Eukaryota; Metazoa; Porifera; Demospongiae; Haplosclerida; Niphatidae
Exons: 22
Coding region: 42-3722 (1226 amino acids)
Source: RefSeq, a predicted model, not a curated record